Molecule: messenger RNA, 1855 nt
Organism: Thlaspi arvense
Lineage: Eukaryota; Viridiplantae; Streptophyta; Magnoliopsida; Brassicales; Brassicaceae
Source: the annotation of a GenBank genome assembly
AUGUCAAUGUGCGGUGGGUUUGGUUCGUACCUUCUCGGUUUGAGCACAAGGACUUAUGAACAGUCAGGAACUCACACCGACGGGAAUAACCCGGGAAGCACGAAAGAGCCCGGUAUCGGUUGGAUGACCGGUUUCUUGUUCUUCACAUGCUUUGUUGGUCUUUUGGCUUUGGUUCCUCUAAGAAAGAUCAUGAUCAUAGACUACAAGCUGACAUAUCCGAGUGGAACAGCUACAGCGGUUUUAAUCAACGGUUUCCACACUUCUAAGGGAAAUAAAAUGGCAAAGAAACAAGUGUUUGGGUUUGUAAAAUACUUCUCCUUCAGCUUCAUAUGGGCUUUCUUUCAAUGGUUCUUCUCUGGUGGUUCGGAGUGCGGUUUCAUUCAGUUCCCAACUUUUGGUUUAGAAGCUUUUAAGAACUCAUUCUACUUCGACUUUAGCAUGACAUACAUUGGAGCUGGAAUGAUCUGUUCCCACAUAGUCAACUUAUCUUUGCUUCUUGGCGCUAUUCUUUCUUGGGGAGUCAUGUGGCCUCUCAUUAAAGGUCUUAGCGGAGAUUGGUACCCGUCUGCUCUUCCUCAAAGCAGCAUGAAGAGUCUCAACGGUUACAAGGUGUUUGUAUCUAUCUCAUUGAUCCUUGGAGACGGGCUUUACCAUUUCAUCAAGAUACUUCUUAUCACAGCAAGAAACAUAUACUCCAAGUUAAACAAUCGUCACUCCGAGAAAUCUAAUUCGGAGAAAGAUAAACAAUCUAUUGCAGAACUUAAGAGAGAUGAGAUCUUUCUAAGAGACAGCAUUCCUCUAUGGGUUGCAGCAGUUGGAUACGCAGCUUUCUCAGUCCUCUCGAUCAUCGCCAUCCCUCUGAUGUUCCCUGAGCUCAAAUGGUACUUCAUAGUCGUAGCUUACAUGUUAGCUCCAUCGCUAGCUUUCAGCAAUGCCUAUGGAGCAGGGCUUACAGACAUGAACAUGGCUUAUAACUAUGGCAAAGUCGCUCUGUUCAUCUUAGCUGCUAUGGCCGGUAAACAAAACGGUGUAGUCGCGGGACUAGUCGGAUGCGGACUGAUAAAGUCGAUCGUGUCGAUUUCUUCUGACCUAAUGCACGAUUUGAAGACCGGACAUUUGACUCUGACUUCUCCGAGGUCGAUGCUUGUGAGUCAAGCAAUUGGAACAGGGAUCGGUUGCGUCGUGGCGCCUCUCAGCUUCUUUUUGUUUUAUAAAGCCUUCGAUGUGGGAAACCCUGAAGGAGAGUAUAAAGCUCCUUACGCUUUGAUUUACAGAAACAUGGCGAUUCUUGGAGUUGAAGGUUUCUCUGCUUUGCCUCAGCAUUGUCUCCAGCUUUGCUAUGGGUUUUUCGCUUUCGCGGUGGCGGCGAAUAUCGUUAGGGAUGGGUCGCCGGAGAAGAUUGGGAAGUGGGUCCCGUUGCCGAUGGCGAUGGCGGUUCCGUUUCUUGUUGGAGGGUAUUUUGCCAUUGAUAUGUGUGUUGGGAGUUUGAUUGUGUUUGUGUGGAAUAUGAGGGAUCGGGUUAAAGCCGGUUUAAUGAUACCGGCGGUUGCUUCCGGUUUGAUAUGUGGAGAUGGUCUUUGGAUUUUGCCGUCGUCGAUUCUUGCUUUGGCUGGAGUAAAACCUCCGAUCUGUAUGAGCUUCAUGAAGAGUAAAAAUAGCUAGGUCUAAAGAAAAUACAUAGAGAGAUUGAUUUUAGAGCAUCUGCAAUGCAGAACUUCAUAUUGGGAUUCUUAAACAUAUUAUUAAUUUAAGUUGAGAGUUCCAUUAACUUUUUCUUAAUUUUGAGACAUAUAUUAGAGAGAUUCUAUGGGGUUCUAAGAAAUUAGUUUUUUUUUUUUAAUAAAUUGUUUUAAAU